This is a messenger RNA of Cucumis melo (muskmelon), 1615 nucleotides long. RefSeq names its product serpin-ZX-like. Gene Ontology annotation, molecular function: serine-type endopeptidase inhibitor activity. Bases 43 to 1503 code for a protein of 486 amino acids. Lineage: Eukaryota; Viridiplantae; Streptophyta; Magnoliopsida; Cucurbitales; Cucurbitaceae. The transcript has 4 exons. The record is from RefSeq and is a predicted model, not a curated record.
AAAUCAUAACCCUCACAUUGAUCAAGAAUCACAAAACACGAUAUGCCGCCACUCUCUAAUCUUUCAUCCUUCUCUCUGGCCUAUCGAUCCUCCCUCGCCCGCCGUCAGCCACCAGUCACCGGCGUCUUCCCCCUCUUGAAAUGUGCCUUUUCUUUUCACCGGCACCCGCCGCCAACCGCUUCUGUCCCAUUUCAACAUGUGCAUUAUCAUUCUAUGCUUCAAGACCAACGAUCUGAGUUUUCACCAAGAGCUGAGAAGAUUAAACUAUUGAAGUCACUUGUGGAUGAAGAUGCAAAAAUAAGGGAUGAGUGGAAGAAAGUUGUGAAUGGAGGACAAAUGAGAUCACAAUCCGACGUGGCUUUGAGCAUUGCGAAACGGCUUCUACAAGACAAUGGAAAAGACUCCAAUAUUGUGUUUUCGCCAUUGUCAAUCCAAUUUUUGCUGAGUCUUAUUUGUGCUGGUUGCAAUGGCCCCAUUCUUGAUCAGCUUCUGUCCUUCCUGAAAGCAAACUCCAUUGACCAACUCAACCACUUUGGUUCAUUUAUAACAUCCAAUCUCUUGGCCGACGCCUCUUCCACCGGCGGACCUAAACUCUCAUUUGCCAAUGGACUUUGGCUCAACCAAUCACACUCUCUUAAGCAUCCUUUCAAACAUAUUGUCGAAACGUAUUAUAAAGCCACCCUCCGUCAAGCCGAUUUUUACACUAAGGGUGACGAAGUGAUUUUGGAAGUGAACUCAUGGGUUAAAGACAAAACUAAAGGACUCAUUACCGAUAUCCUUCUCCCUGGAUCCGUUGAUGGACUAACUCAGCUCAUUCUUGUAAAUGCACUUUACUUCAAAGGGGAUUGGAAAAAUGAAUUUGAUGAUUCAGAAACAAAAGAGGGGGAUUUUUACCUAGUUGAUGGGAGUUCCAUUAAAACGCCUUUUAUGAGAAGCGGGAAGGAUCAAUAUAUAGCAGCAUACGAUGGGUUUAAAGUUCUUACAAUGCCGUAUCGACAAGGCCAAGAUGAUAAAGAUCGUCGUUUCUCCAUGUGUAUCUUUCUCCCAGAUGCCAAGGAUGGAUUGGCAUCAUUGAUCGAAAAGGUAGACUCUGAGUCCGGGUUCAUGGAUCGCCACAUUCCGCACAAAAAAGUUGAAGUGGGUGAUUUCCAGAUUCCCAAGUUCAAAGUGAGUUAUGAAUGUGAAGUUUCGGAUUUGUUGAAGAAGUUGGGAUUGGUUUUACCUUUUGAAGAAAGGAGUUUAUUAGAAAUGGUGGAGACAGAAACAGGGGAAGUGAGCUUUGUUUCAAGCAUAUUUCACAAGUCAAUCAUUGAAGCCAACGAAAAGGGGACAGAAGCUGCUUCUGUUCAUUUUGGAUCAGCUGUAUCUAGUUCGUGGCGUUUUGUAAACAGAACAGACUUUGUUGCUGACCAUCCGUUCUUGUUCGCAAUCAGAGAAGACGUGACACGAACUUUGGUUUUUGUUGGCCAAGUGUUAGAUCCUACUCUGGGACUCAAACAUUGAACUUUAUCGUGUCUUGAUAUAGACUGUUUGUUGUUUACCUUCUAAGUUUUGUUUGGUAUUGUGUUUGCAUUUAAGACUAUGAUACGCUUUAAGGGCAUAAUCAUUCUCCUCA